Molecule: messenger RNA, 1079 nt
Organism: Strongylus vulgaris
Lineage: Eukaryota; Metazoa; Nematoda; Chromadorea; Rhabditida; Strongylidae
Source: the annotation of a GenBank genome assembly
AUGAAUGUGGUAGCAAAACGGCUGUUCUCAUUUUCAGCAGCGCGCAAAUGCUUAAAUUACGUAUUCAGUUUACAACUACCGAGACCCCUUGUAAAAACGUACAACCCAGUACAAGUAGGAUACUUAGCUGAAGAAUGCAUCGCAGUCGACGAGGACGAUAACAUCGUGGGAGGAAUUACCAAAGGAGAUGCACAUCGCGUUGAAACUUGUGAGUUGCAUAAAUCUCAUAACAAAUUACCAUGGGUUGUACUACCUCAAUCUGCAAUUAAGUGCGCACUAAUCCAUCCACUAUUCACAGCUGCUGAGACCAAUGGUUGUUCUGGCGUUAUCACAGCAGCAGUGAGGAAGCUUGAGCACGAGUUGGGCGUAUGCGAUUUGAGAACUGAAGAAUGUCGAGUGAUGGGGCGUUUUCUAUACAAGGCAGUUACAAGUGAUGCACUUUGGGGUGAACACGAGUUAGACUAUGCUGUAAUAACGCGGAAUAUGUCGAUGGACCGAAUUCUACCAAAUUCAUCCGAAGUUUGCGAUGUACGAGCCGUGGAUGAACAAGAACUCGCCAACUGGAUAGCAUCAGAGCCAUCUUCAUUUUCUCCAUGGUUUUUGCUUUUCCAUCGUCUACGCCAUCCGCUAUACACAUCUGCUGAGACCAAUGGUUGUUCUGGCGUCGUCACAGCAGCAGUGAGGAAGCUUGAGCACGAAUUGGGCGUAGGCGAUUUGAGAACUGAAGAAUGUCGAGUGAUGGGACGUUUUCUAUACAAGGCAGUUAUGAGUGAUGCACUUUGGGGUGAACACGAGUUAGACUAUGCUAUAAUAACGCGGAAUAUGUCGAUGGACCGAAUUCUACCAAAUCCAUCCGAAGUUUGCGAUGUACGAGCCGUGGAUGAACGAGAACUCGCCAACUGGAUAGCAUCAGAGCCAUCUUCAUUUUCUCCAUGGUUUCUGCUUUUCCAUCGUCUACGGUUUCUUUCUGAAUGGUGGUCAAACCUGGAUGGAAUUCAGAAGCACCCUAACAAUAGUUUGUUUCAAACAGUACGUAACGAACGUUAUUAUCCGCAGAAUAGGUUAUGCAACAGUUAACU